Molecule: messenger RNA, 2482 nt
Organism: Bursaphelenchus okinawaensis
Lineage: Eukaryota; Metazoa; Nematoda; Chromadorea; Rhabditida; Aphelenchoididae
Source: the annotation of a GenBank genome assembly
AUGGAAAACUACACGAAUGGUGCAUCGGCCGCUCCGCCCGAGAAUCUAAGAAACUAUGCUUUCAUGAUGAAUUAUGGCUACAAUCCAUGGAUGGGAUCUUGGCUUCACAGCACCGUACAAACCCAAUAUGACCCAGCUGCUAUCGAACAACAUGAAAACAACAUUGUGGCGAAUAAUAGUGUUGCUAGCAGUCUGAGCAGCAAUAGCAGUACUGGUAGGUGGAAUAACAUAAAAUUAAAAUUUUUUUUUAUUUUUUAGUUUUAAAAUUUCGAAAAAUUUUAAAAAAUUCCAAAGGUUUUGUUUUUUUUUUAACUUUUUUGAGUUAAUUUUACCGGUUUUAAUGUUUUUUUUAAAUCAAAUAUGCCAAAUUUACCCUUAAAAUCCUCUUGUUAAGCUUAAAAGUUCAAACAAGCUUUAUAAACUUCGAAAUGCCAUAACUUAUUAAAAUCACACUUAAAAAGUUACAUUUAGAUAGCGUAUUUUACACUCAGUUUUUCUAUGUAAUUUAAUUUUUACUGAAUCAAUCAUUUUAUCAUCAAAAAAAGGCUUUUUUCAUCUUGAGUUUUGGUCGAAGUUGGUAACGUUUAAAUUGUCAUAACUUUUUUACUUGACAAUGAAAAUUUGCAAAAUUUUUGGUAAAGAUGCCUUAUUUUAUUGUUAAUUUUUAUAAUUUUAUUUAUUUUAAAAAAUGUCAAUUUUAAUACCUAAAAUGAAGGCUUUUCACUCAUACUGGGCACUCCUUACUCUAAACUAAAAAAACUUUCGAAACUUCAAAAUGCCAUAACUUUUUAAACUCUAUCUUAAUUUUUUUUAAAUUUAGCGUAAAGGUACUCUAUUUUAUACUGAACGCGUCACCUACUUAUAUUUUUAAAAAAGUUUAUUUUAUACUUAAAAUGAAGUUUCUUUCUCUUAUAUUAGGCACUACCCAAAAGUUUAAAAAAAACUUUCGAACUUUAAAGUGACAUAAAUUUUUAAACUUUAAUUUGAAUUAUUUAAAACUUUGCAUAAAGGUACUAUAUUUUAUACCAAAUUGUGCCAUUAAAGUCAACCUUCACAAUAACAGGCGGUUUACACCUAUAACGAAGUUUUUUUUUCACUAAUAUUAAGCCAUACCCACCCUAAACCUUAACAUUUCAUAACUUUCUAACCUCAAUUUCAAACUUUUCAUAAUUUUGUACAAAAAUACAACAUCAUGUUCUAAAUCUUUCUAUCAACUUCAAUUUUUACAAAAUCAAUCAUUUUAUACCUAAAAUGAAGUUUUUUUACUAACACCCCAAUUUCAGUGCUUUUGGAAAACCCUGCGGCCUCGCAAAACUCUCCGCCGCUAAUUAAACCUCCAAUAGACUUGUCGAACUUGAGUUUGAAUUCAGGUACACCAUCUUCAUUGUACAACAACUAUUUGAAUCCGGAAAUUAAUUGUGAGUUUCGAAAAUUUAAAAAUUUAAAAAAUUUUGAAAUUUGAAAAAAAUGCCAUUUUAUAUGAGGUAGGGUAAUUUUUUGGGUGGAUAUGUUAUUUUGGGUAACAAAUUAGUGUAGAAAUGUAAAAAAUUUGUGUUUGACUAAAAAAAUACAGUAUACUGAUAAGAAAAUAACCGUUUAUCUGGGUUACUGUAACUGAAUUACUGUAAUUUUUCAAAAUUUUUUUAAAAAAUUGUGUCAUUGACCCUACUACAAUACAAAAAAAGUUUAGUCAAUCGAAAAAACAUCUGACAGUGUAUAAAAUACGAAUCCAGGCAUGUAAAUGACGUAAUACAUCCGCUUACAUACCUGAAAUGGCCUAAUCGCUUAGAAUAACAGGGACAGGUGUCAAAUUAGGGGGUUCAGGCUAGGAUUUUCAUCGAAUGUUACGCAACUUGCACAACUAUUGUCAGGAUUAGGGGCUAAUAUCAUUUUGUAAAGGGGGGGGGUGAAAAUGUCAUUUAAAAAAAUUUUUUUUUAAUUUAAAAUUUUUAAAAAUUUUGAAAAUUCUAGCCUUGUUUAACCAAACAAUAAACCAAGUACCCCUACUAGCUUCGGCUUUGCCUAUUGAAGCAGCUCCGAGCACGUCCGCGCCCAGCAGAAUGAUCCAAACUCGUACUCGCACUGCACCACCAAGUCGUCCAUCCACAGCACGAGCUUGCGAAUGUCCUAACUGCCGCACCCUUCAACGUCAAGGUAAGUUUUCCUACCCUAUCCUACCUUUUCUUACCCUGCCCGACCUUUUAUUACCUGCCCGACCUUGUCUUACCCUGCCCGACCUUUUCUUACCCUACCUUACCCUACAUUAGUUUCAACCUAUCCUAAAGUAUUUUGUGCUAUUUUUAACUAUAAAACUUUUAACUAUGACAUUUCAGGCAAUCCCAACAUAAAAAACGAAAAACACAAUUGUCACAUACCCGGCUGUCACAAAGUCUAUGCCCGAAGCUCGCAUCUGAAAGCCCAUUUACGUUGGCACACCAGCUCUCGCCCGCCCGUGCGCCGAAUGGCCAACGAAAAGUAUUGA